This is a messenger RNA of Hypoxylon fragiforme, 1720 nucleotides long. Its product is annotated as HAD-like protein. The record is from RefSeq and is a predicted model, not a curated record. Lineage: Eukaryota; Fungi; Ascomycota; Sordariomycetes; Xylariales; Hypoxylaceae. The transcript has 4 exons. Bases 1 to 1491 code for a protein of 496 amino acids.
AUGGGUUCCCUGCAAGCACCCCCUCGAGCCAUCAUCUUCGACCUGGGCGACGUCCUCUUCACCUGGUCCGCCAAUACCAAGACCACCAUCCCAGCUCGCAAACUGAAAGACAUUCUCUCGACGCCCGUCUGGCACAGCUACGAGCGCGGCGAGAUCACCCGGGACGUCUGCUACGAGCAAAGUGCCCAGCAAUUCUGCAUCCCGGCUUCUGAGAUCGCCGAGGCGUUUACGCAGGCGCACGAGUCUCUGCAGCCUGACGAUGCCAUCGUCUCACUCCUCCACGAGCUGAGAAAGGAUCCUGCCGUUCAGGUGUAUGCCAUGUCCAAUGUGGGCAAAGAGGACUUCGAACAGCUUGCCGCAAAAAUGGACUGGCAGCUUUUCGACCGAGUGUUUACCUCGGGGGCGGCAGGGACGCGGAAGCCUGAGUCGGGGUUCUACCGUCAUGUUCUCGACUGCAUUGGCCUAACAGGUAGCCAGGUCGUGUUCGUUGACGAUAAGAAGGAGAAUGUGCGUGCGGCACAGGGAUUGGGCAUCCAGGGGCUCGUUUUCGGAGAGUCGACAGCUCAGACGCUGCGCGGGAUGUUUGACAGUCCGGUCGCCAGGGGCUGGAGAUAUCUCUUCCAGAACGCGAAGCAGUGUGACUCAAUCACGGACACUGGAGUCACGUUUGCAGAUAAUUUCGCAAAAUUGCUAAUUGUAGAUGCGUUGAAAGACCACACCCUCGUUGAUCUCAGUUGGGAAUCUAAGAAGACUUGGAACUUCUUCGCUGGUGCUCCAGGAGAAGCCGCGCUCAUCCCCGGGGGUUUCUUCCCAGAUGAUCUCGACACCACAUCCCUCGCUCUCCAAGUUUUCCGACCGUCGUGUACCCAAACCGUCUCGGCCAUCCUCGACACCAUGGCCGAGUAUGUCCAAGACGACGGGACCUUCCAGACCUACUUCGACCGCACCCGCCCCCGCACCGACCCCAUCGUCAGCGCCAACAUCCUCUGCUGCUUCUACGCCUUCCACCGCGGGGCCUCCUUCCCGCGCACCCUGCAGCUGAUCCGCGCCCUCCUCGCCUCCCGCUCCUACCUGCACGGCACGCGGUACUACCCCUCGCCCGACUGCUGCCUCGGCCUCGUCGCGCGGCUGCUGCGCGCAUCGCCGCGCGACGCCCACCUGCAGGCCGCGCUGGCGCCGCUCCUGGAGUCGCGCGUCCGCGAGCGGGUCGGGCUCGGCGGCAGCAGCAGCGCGCUGGACCUCGCGAUGCGCGUCGCGGCGUGUGCGCAGGUGGGGGUCGGGUGCGAGGGGGACCGCGCCGCGCUGCUGGGGCGGCAGCGCGAGGAUGGCGGGUGGGAGGGGGGCUGGAUGUAUCAGUAUGGGUCGACGAGGGUGCGGGUGGGCAAUCGGGGGGUUACGACGGCGAUGGCGGUUUUUGCGCUUUCGGUGGCGGGGGGUGGGGAGAGGGGUGUUGGUGAGGGUGAGGGUUUGGGUUUGGGUGGGAGGAAGUGAAAAAGGGGGUAGGUAGAGGGCAAGAGAUUUUUGAAUGCGUUCAAGAGUGAUGUUAUGCCUAUGCGAUUACUGAGGUAGGUGCUUGUGCUGGGUAGGAUAGAGGCAGUAUACAUUUAUCAUUCUCAGUCCUUUUGCUUGUUCAUUGCUAUGCUUAGAAAUACGAUAUAUCUAUACCUAUCUCAACUACAGUCUGAGAGUGUUCUCACUUGAGGUAGUAGGUAGUGUGGAC